Molecule: messenger RNA, 785 nt
Organism: Pistacia vera
Lineage: Eukaryota; Viridiplantae; Streptophyta; Magnoliopsida; Sapindales; Anacardiaceae
Product: ubiquitin-conjugating enzyme E2-17 kDa-like
Exons: 4
Coding region: 93-539 (148 amino acids)
Biological process (GO): protein polyubiquitination
Cellular component (GO): nucleus
Molecular function (GO): ubiquitin conjugating enzyme activity
Source: RefSeq, a predicted model, not a curated record
UCUAUACUUUGGUACAUUUCCUCAAGUUUGUUCGCUCCUUCUCUCUAAACAACUCUGUCUCGUACAUCAGAGAAGAUCUUCGAGUUUUACUCAUGGCUUCCAAGCGGAUCUUGAAGGAGCUCAAGGAUCUCCAGAAAGAUCCUCCUACCUCUUGCAGUGCUGGUCCUGUGGACGAAGACAUGUUUCACUGGCAAGCCACCAUAAUGGGUCCAACAGAUAGUCCUUAUGCAGGGGGAGUAUUUCUAGUUACAAUUCACUUCCCUCCGGAUUAUCCAUUUAAACCACCAAAGGUUGCAUUUAGGACUAAGGUUUUUCAUCCAAAUAUUAACAGCAAUGGCAGUAUAUGUCUUGAUAUAUUAAAAGAACAGUGGAGCCCAGCCUUGACAAUAUCCAAGGUAUUGCUCUCAAUUUGUUCCCUCUUGACGGACCCAAACCCGGAUGAUCCACUGGUGCCAGAAAUUGCUCAUAUGUAUAAGACAGACCGGGCCAAGUACGAAUCAACUGCUAGGAGCUGGACCCAAAAAUAUGGCAUGGGCUAGGACAGUCUGUCAUAUCCUAUUUAUGUAUAAAUGAAAAAUGAAGUAUGAUCUGUUUUCUUAACUCUGUUAAUGGACAAGUGAAGAUUGGAUUUAUACAUUAUCACACACCAAACAAAAUGGCGUUUUAGCUUGUUUGUAUUAAAAUUGAUGUUUAGAACCAUGUAAUUGUAAGAUGGGUAGCUAAUGUUUGUUAAAUAUGCAACUGUUUGUUAAUCCUUAUAAUUUUAAAGUUCUGUGAAGUUUUGA